UGUAUCUUUGCAACGCUUUACACCAUUCCCUUCCUCUUUACAACCAAAUACUGAAGCAACACCUUUCUCCGCUCUGUACUGACUGCACUGCGUGACCGAUAGUCUCCAAAACCUUCCCAGCAGAGGCUUCGAACAUGGAUGGACAUGACGCAGAUGACCCGAAACAGAGCACUGCUGAUAUGACAGCUUUUGUACAAAAUCUUCUUCAACAGAUGCAAUCCAGGUUCCAGACAAUGUCUGACUCCAUCAUCACAAAGAUCGAUGAGAUGGGCAAUAGGAUCGAUGAGUUGGAGCAGAGCAUCAAUGAUCUCAGAACCGAGAUGGGAGUCGAGGGCUCACCAUCUCCUUCAGCCCCUUCGAAGUCAAAUAUCGAACCCAAGUCAGCUGAUGAUUCAACCAACGAGUAGCCACGGCAUGGUGUGUUGCUUGAAUCAAAUAGUGUGUCUACUGCCCGGCUUUUGAGUGUUUAUUUUUACUCUUUCAUUUGAAAUGGAAAUCAUACUAUACACACUAUCUUGGAUCGGAUCAAUGCUCCAUGGAUUGGUAAAACAAGGCCAAGUUUUAAUUCUCAUUUUGUAACAGAAAUGUAGGAAGCCCUUGAUGGAUUAUCUGUCUUCAAAUAUGCUGAAUUCCUGGUUCAUUUUCAGAGAUAGAAUUGCUCUCCCCCAUUCUUAUUUUA
This is a messenger RNA of Prunus avium (sweet cherry), 679 nucleotides long. The record is from RefSeq and is a predicted model, not a curated record. Lineage: Eukaryota; Viridiplantae; Streptophyta; Magnoliopsida; Rosales; Rosaceae.